Molecule: messenger RNA, 2155 nt
Organism: Macrosteles quadrilineatus (aster leafhopper)
Lineage: Eukaryota; Metazoa; Arthropoda; Insecta; Hemiptera; Cicadellidae
Gene: mRpL44
Product: 39S ribosomal protein L44, mitochondrial
Exons: 1
Coding region: 258-1361 (367 amino acids)
Biological process (GO): rRNA processing; regulation of gene expression; primary miRNA processing
Cellular component (GO): nucleus
Molecular function (GO): double-stranded RNA binding; ribonuclease III activity
Source: RefSeq, a predicted model, not a curated record
GUAUCGUUGGAGUUGGAGGUUAUGUUUUAUGUUAUGUUCAUGAGUUCAUGUUUUAUGAGAUACGCUACUAGGCUAACUAGACUAUUGCUUUUAGAUUUCCAUUUCGAUUAAUAAACUAAUUGAGAUUGAGAGUUGCGAGGGCGCGAGGAACUGUCUAGUCAGAGUCAGACCACUUGACCUCUGUUCAUAUCUACAUUAAUUCGAGUUAAAUGACAAUCUUCUGACGUGUAGGCCUACUUAAAAGUUUUUGGAAAACUAUGGCGCUUGCAAUGAAGUUCUUCUCAAGUAUUUCAACUACCAGGACCCAUGUUUUAUCCAGGUGUACUAAUUCACUUUUUUCAGCCAAUUCUGGACCAGGUGUGAUUGCUUCUCUAAAAGUUACAAGUCCACAACUACAGAUAAAUCGAGGCCACAAAAGGUAUGUACGUGCAGUUAAGGCAGUAUUCAAAAAAAGGAAAGAACAAAUGGUAAAAGACAAUAUGGGACCUCUUCCUCCUCAACCGAGGAAUACAUAUCCUGAGUGGAACUACAAUGCUGAACUAUUUGGCUUUGGUAAGAGGUUAAAUGAAAAUUUUAACAAGGAGCUAUUGCAGCGAGCCUUUGUGGAGCGAUCUUAUAUUAUUAUGGAAGAAGAAAAACAGAAGAAAGUUGGCAUUGAGGAACCCAAGAUUAUGUUAAAGGAUAAUACAGAGUUCGUUCUCAAAGGAGAAUCUUUGAUCAAGAAUUUUAUAAAAAGAUAUUUAAGAACUGUGUAUCCCAAGUAUCCUGAGGAAGGGAUUUGCUCAAUCACGGACUAUUUAUUGAGUGAUGCCGUUUUGGCCGAAAUAUCGAGACACAUCGGCACAACUGAUAUAAUAUUAACAUCAGACCAUCCCCCGUCAGUGAACUCGUUGGCUAAUGUUUUGAAAGCUAUCAUCCAUGCUCUGGAACUGAGUUCUGGUGAAGAAAGAGCCUGUGCAUUCAUAAGGGACUUCAUUAUUACUUAUCUCUCAGACAAAGAUAUCAAUGAACUUUGGGAAAUCAAUGAGCCAGAGACUGUUUUAGCUUCAAUUUUACAGCGAGAUGGAAGAUGUGAAGCAGAACCAAGAAUUAUUGGAGAUGCUGGUAAAGGAACGAUAUUGGCUGCGUAUCAAAUCGGUUUGUUUAGUGACAAAGAAUUUAUUGGCAUGGGAUUUGGGGAAAGCAUUGCUGUAGCAAGAGAUAUGGCUGCUAGAGAUGCACUGAAAAGAUUAUUCCAAACAACCGAACGAGCAAGGCCUAUACCUUUCAACUUGGUGUUAAAAGCUAAUGAUCAAAAACCUUUUGCGAACAUAAGUAUUCAAGAUUGGUGUGAGAAAAAUGUGAAAUCCUUAAUGACCUAGUGCUGGAAUUAGAUUUUGUGAGUAACUUAUACACUGCCUUUUUAGUUUUGCCAAAUUGCCAUUUCAUUUCCAAAUUGGAAGACAACCAAUAGGAACACACGGUCAAUAACCUUUAUCAAUUUUCGGAUUCAUAAUUAUAAUUUACCUUGAGAAUAACUUAAAUAAAUAUAAGGCCUAACUUAAAUCAGCAAAAGCACAUUUACAGUACAGUAGCUAGUUUAGGUGAAUUGGAUUCAAGCCAUGACAUAUAAGUAGGCCUAUCUGAUGAUGCGACUGAAAUAUUUUUGUAGAAACUGUUUGGAUUCAUUUGUUAUUUAGGGGCAUAUUAUUGAAAAUUAAAACUAUAGGCCCUAAAUUAAAACUCGAACAAAUUCCAGUAUGUAUUUAUUUGUAGCAUCAUACCUACCUAUUUAAGUUAGUUGUUAGAUAGGCCUAGAUUUUUAUGUUCCACAAUUUAGUUGAAACUGGAAAUUAUACAAUAGGCUUACCUAUAUUAUAAACUUUGCAAACAUUCUGCUCGUUAGUUCAAAAAGAGUGAAUUUGUAAUGUUUAAUUUUGUAAAAAUACCUGCUUAACCAACAGUUACACAGUUUUAGUAAAGUUUGAGAACCCUUGGCAUAAACAUUGUGAGAAUUUUAAUGUUUUAAAAUUCAUACCAAGGCCAAUACAAAAUUAUCCCAACUUAAAAAUCCAGAUUGAUUUACCAUUCGUAGGUACCUAUUUUAAGUCAAACUUGAUUGUCAUGUUGAGACAAACUUUCUUGUAAAUACAUAGUCAGUUACUUAGUACUCUAA